AUGGCCAUAGUCAAUGCAUUUCGAAGCAAAUCACUCGUUUAUCGCGCCAUCGAGGACAACGAAGAAGACAAGGCUUUCUUGCACUCACUUUGGCUCGAUCCACAAUCAUUAUAUCAGAAUAGAUACAAACAGCUAUUUCAACCUGUCAGUAGAGAUGCUUUCAACCUGCAACAUAAAGCCAAAGCUACUGGCCGUCUGAUCGAUGUCUUGAUCUGCCUUCCGGUCAAGAGUGAAGAACUUGACGAUUAA
Molecule: messenger RNA, 249 nt
Organism: Exophiala bonariae
Lineage: Eukaryota; Fungi; Ascomycota; Eurotiomycetes; Chaetothyriales; Herpotrichiellaceae
Exons: 1
Coding region: 1-249 (82 amino acids)
Source: RefSeq, a predicted model, not a curated record